CUGGUGGCGACAGACAGAAAUCCACAGUGCUGACUAACUGCUUUAUUUUCCAAGGGAUGACUUCAGAUCUGCAUAUCAUAAUAAACCCCUGGUAUGACGCCUCCCGCUCUCGAUGUUCCAACCUUACUAAAAGGAAAGGGCAGCUAGAUUCAGGUUGUGUUUAUCCCCUGCAGCCCCAAAAUGUCUGACCAUCUAGUUCACCCUCCCUUUUAGUGAUCUGGCAGAAAACACAUACCCAUCUUGUUUAGUUGAGUGGUUUGGGGGCUGCCCACUGGGUGGAGGAGCAAUGGUUGACCCUCCCCUUUUCCCUCCUAAAGUUUACGCAUUUGAUGCUUGCAAAAAUCAUGGACCACAUCCCAACAGACACGACUGGUGUCCUGACCCUUUCUUCCCUUCGGUCUUCUUUAAACUUGAUGACUUUUGCAGGAGCAGGACCACCUAGCCAUCUAUGCCUCCUUGCUGUCUUUUCUUUCCAUUUGUUUUCUUCCUCUGACUUUCUUUCAGUCCUAAUUCAAGUGUUCCUGAUCCUUGUCUACCUUAUCUCUCUCCCUAGAAAUGAAUUAUUACCUGCUGCUCAGCGACUGUCAUGGAGAAGGUGUUCUGUCUCGGUACCAGAGCUUACGGUUGGAAGGUCGAAUGUGUGAUGUUGUUUUGGAUGCAGAAGGAGUGCAGUUCCCUGCUCAUCGCACAUUGUUAGCCUGUUCCAGCGAUUAUUUCUGGUCCCUUUUCCAGGACUACACUCUAGAAUCUGGUGCCCGCACUAUCAGCUUGCCAGCUCUGUCAUCUCUGGGCCUGGAGCAGAUUCUGGACUUCAUCUACACCUCUUGGAUCUCUCUGUCACCCUCCACUUUGGAGGUCACACUACAGGCUGCCUGCUAUCUACAAAUCCCACAUGCUGUGGAUCUUUGCACUCAAUACAUCUCAGAAAGCAUUACUCCUGACAACUGCUGCUUUUUUGCUAACAUAGCAGCUCGGUAUGGCCUUUCGGAAGCAUUCAACGACAGUAACAGUUUCAUCGCCAGUAACAUGUGCAGAAUUCUUGCAAGCGAGCAAUACAAGGCUGAGCUAAUGGAGUUAAACCUUGAAUCUCUGCAAGAGGUCCUUGUAGCUGACGAUAUGCCAGGAGUAAAGGAGUCAGAUCUUCUACAGGUGGUUUUGGAAUGGUUAGAGUUCAACCCACAAUCUCCUCUGCAAAGUAAUGCAUUGCUCAGUCGGAUCCGAUUUGGUUUGGUGCCACCUGAAGAACUGUCGCAAUUUGGUGCACUUAAACCAGCUCUAAGUACACCCUUCAUUCAAAGCGUAGUGCAGAAAGCAUUUAACUACCACCUUCAGGGUCCCCUACAACCUCUGCUACAAACUGUCCACACCAGCCUCAGAGCCACAAACAGCAAGAUUGUUUUGGUGGGAGGAGGACCAGAAGCAAACAGACCGCAGAAUCAGAUCUUAACCUACGAACCUCGUAGCAAGAAAUUCAAGCCACUCUCAACAUCCUUGCCAUAUAAUGUUCAGCACCAGGGAAUAUGUGUUGUUGGGAACUUCCUAUUUGUGUUAGGAGGUGAGAUUGUGCAGGUGGAUGAGGAGAAUGAAAAGAGCGCUAUGAUGGAUGUCACUGACCAGGUGUGGCGCUAUGAUCCACGGUUUGAGCAGUGGGAGGAGAUGGAACCACUCUUGCAGAAGAGGGCACAGUUUGCCUGUUGUGUGAUGGAAGAUGUUAUUUUUGCUAUUGGUGGACGAGGCCAGACGGGAGAACCUGCUUUGUCAAUGGUAGAAAGGUACAAUAUGAGUGAAGGGUGCUGGCGAAGUGGUGUCUCCCUACCCUUUUCAGUUCAUGGGCAUGCCUGUGCCACUAUUGGAACAGGAAUUUACAUCUCAGGUGGCAUCCACAUCAACAAUCCAGAGAGCAGCAAAGAAGUGCUGUUUUUUAAUACUAUUGAGGGGGAUGCCUGGCAGAGACGCUGCAACAUGUCCAUUGCCAGAUUUGGCCACCAGAUGGCAACAUUAAAAGGAAGAAUUUAUACCUUUUUGGGAAUGUAUGAGCCCUUCUGUGACAUAGAAUGCUACAGUCCUGAGCAAGAUAUUUGGACUCGCCUAAAACCCCUACUGAAUGACCGCUUCUGCUAUGGUUUGACUGCAACAGGGGGUAAACGUGUGCUUAUGUUCGGAGGCAGAAAAUGGCAGGAAGGACAGGAGGUGUGUACAACAAAUGUUCUGGAGUACGACGCAGAACAUGAUGCCUGGAGGGAAGUGUGUAAACUACCAGGGCCCCUGUGUGGGAUUCAGUGUGCCAUAAUGACUCUUCAAGACCCUCCGGAGACCUAAAAGUCAAUUAUAAACACCAUCCCACAUACACAUAGACAAACAGAUGGCUGUCAUGGGGCAGUGAGUGUUGAAGGACAAGGUAUAUCUCUGUGUCAUUGAUACAUGGAUUGUUAAGUGGCAUGGAAACAUGACUUCUAUUUACCCAGAUAUGGAGGACCUUGGUGGGGGUAAAAUGCUAUCAUGUGUGUUUUACAGCAAGCGGUAAGAGCUCCUGAAAGUAGGUCAUUAUGAAUAGGGGAGAGAAAGUCAUGACACUGAUAGAUGACCUGUCAUAAAGACGUUGUCUUGAGAAAUGACAUAGUUCCUUUAUUGACACUGGAGAAAAAGACAGAGCUAUAGCUGAAAACACAGCUAUGGCCACUCUAUCUUGAAAGGCAAGAAGAAAGGAAAGACAAACAAAUGAACGAAAGAUAAAUGAAAACAAACUGUACAGCUUGAAAUUCAGUUUGAAUAGUAUUUGGGUAUUUGGCAAAGUGUAAAGAUCAAAGGUGACAGUCAUAAUGUCUUAUGACAGACGGACAGCUGCCUUGAAUGUUGGAUACAGAUUGUGGAUAGUAAAACAGACAGCACUGAAAUGGAAGGAGGGCGCACUCACAAAUGCUGAGAGGGAAAGCCAAAUUAGACUGCAAAUUUGGAAGGGGAACAGGAGGUCAUAGCAGGCAAAGACAAGUAUCAAGUCCACUAAGUGUGUGUGGGAUGCAGACAAUCCAAAGGAGGAUGAGGAGACUUUUAGUGAGCAAUGAUAAACAAAAUUGUCUAGACACAAGAACAUCUGACAACUUAAAAGCCAGGGCCUGCAUGUAAAUCUAAAUUCCUCAUUACAGAUAAUGCUGUGUGAUUAGAAAACCAAUAUAGUUAAGCAGAACUGCAAAUAGCUACGCAGAAAUCUUGUAAAAUGUUGAAAAAUGCAUUCAGUUUGGAUGAUAAACAUAAUUAUACAUUUAUAAUGUCUGUGAAUGUUGAUGCUGAUGAAAGUAGACUGAAAGCAAAUAAAUAUUAAU
Molecule: messenger RNA, 3320 nt
Organism: Danio aesculapii
Lineage: Eukaryota; Metazoa; Chordata; Actinopteri; Cypriniformes; Danionidae
Product: kelch-like protein 34
Exons: 1
Coding region: 556-2319 (587 amino acids)
Molecular function (GO): protein binding
Source: RefSeq, a predicted model, not a curated record